Aspergillus melleus is the source of this 1260-nucleotide messenger RNA. It is a transcript of the gene BCS1, whose product is annotated as bifunctional AAA family ATPase chaperone/translocase BCS1. Lineage: Eukaryota; Fungi; Ascomycota; Eurotiomycetes; Eurotiales; Aspergillaceae. Gene Ontology annotation, biological process: mitochondrial respiratory chain complex III assembly; protein insertion into mitochondrial inner membrane from matrix. The transcript has a single exon. Gene Ontology annotation, molecular function: ATP binding; ATP hydrolysis activity. The record is from RefSeq and is a predicted model, not a curated record. The coding region runs from base 1 to 1260 and encodes 419 amino acids. Gene Ontology annotation, cellular component: mitochondrial inner membrane.
AUGCUUGUCGACGUCGAAAUCAGCAUCAAGGACGAUUCGUAUCCGUGGUUCCUGCAUUGGAUGACCCUCUACCAACAAUCACAACUCAACACGGCUCGGUCUGCCGCCAGCAGGUCUGGCUUCGUGGAAUCCAUGCUCCAGAAAUUGACCCCCGGAAUGCGCCACCUCUCCAUUCAAACGCAGAAAGUCGAGCACGCCAACGGGUCGAUGCAUACCCAAUUCGCGCUGGUUCCGGGUCCCGGGAAACAUAUCCUCCGCUACAAGAAUGCGUUCAUCUUCGUCAACCGCAUGCGCGAGAACAAGUCGCAGGAUUUGCAGACGGGUCGGCCGUGGGAGACGAUUACCCUGACCACGCUCUACUCGCACCGUCAUAUCUUCGAGGAGCUGUUUUUAGAGGCACACGCGUAUGCCGCGCGAUCGCACGAGGGGAAAACAUCGAUAUAUAACAGUUGGGGCACUGAGUGGCGGCUUUUUGGUCAGCCGCGGCGGAAACGGCCCUUGGAGUCGGUGGUUCUGGACGAGGGGGUCAAGGAGCGGAUUGUGGAGGACGUGAAAGACUUUGCCGACAGCGGGAAAUGGUAUUAUGAUCGCGGAAUUCCAUACCGACGCGGAUACCUGCUCUACGGCCCGCCAGGAACCGGGAAAAGUUCGUUCAUUCAGGCUCUGGCUGGUGAGCUGAACUACGACAUUGCCAUCUUGAAUCUGAGCGAGCGAGGUCUGACGGACGACCGAUUGAACCAUCUGCUGACCAUCGUGCCCAACCGCACCCUGGUCCUGCUUGAAGAUGUCGACGCUGCGUUCUCGAACCGACGAGAGCAAACCGACGCGGACGGAUAUCGCGGCGCCAACGUGACCUUCUCUGGUCUGCUCAAUGCCUUGGACGGCGUUGCCAGCGCCGAGGAGCGAAUCAUCUUCCUCACCACCAAUCACGUUGAACGACUCGACCCGGCUCUGGUUCGCCCCGGACGGGUCGACAUGACCGUGCGUCUUGGAGAGGUGACUCGCUACCAGGUAGGUUGUCUCUGGGAUCGCUUCUACAGCGAAUUGGACACCACGGGGGCAUACCGACAGGCCUUCCUCGAUCGGUUGCACGAUUUGGGACUUAUCGAAAACGAGCAAGGCGAGAAAGCCGACCGAACCAAGAGCACCAGCGCGGCCGCUCUGCAGGGACUAUUUUUGUACAAUAAGGGCAAUAUGGAGGGCGCGAUCGCAAUGGCCGAGGGGCUUACGGUUAGCCUACAUGACGAGGCGAUGGAAUAG